GAGAAGGAGCAGCUCGGUUCUAACAACACUCCAUGAAGAAAUGCAAUAAAUUCUUUGUUGUUUUAUGAAAAUUUACAACUUUGUGAUACAAGUUUAUGAGUGACCGCGCGCGGGGAUUGGCCGACGGGCGGGUCAUGUGGACGCGCUUAACGUGAACAUGAACUUUUUAUGAUUUCCCAAGUGGCUAUAUUGCUGCAGCACUCCUCUCCGGCCCGAGCUGCCGCCUGUCCUUCCCUGCUCUACCCGGAGCCUGCUAGGCUCCACUCGGAGUCCGGCCACCGCCAGGAAGUGAACACCCGGCUGUAAUUAAACGGACGAGUUAAUGAGAAUAUUUGUUGUGACUGUGGAAACCGGCACGGCGAGACGCCGACAACAAGCCGCCCCUCCCCCUCCUGCUUCUUCUCUUCCUGCUUCGCUAUGGCUUCUUGCUCCGUCUGGUCUCGUGCUGCUGCUGUCUGCUCCAAAUUGGCUGAUCUGGAUGAGGACAGUUCCGCUGUGAUGAGACAAAGAAGGGGCGAGCAGUGGGACCCAGCCAGGGGAACGCAUCCCGGAGAUGCCCUCAUGAUUUACAUUUUUAAUUUCAAUUUGACAUUUGAUUUGAUUUGUCACUGCAAGGAUGAUGAAGACUACGGUGGUGGGUUGACGCCUGGGUGACAGCAGUCCCCCAUCCCCAGUUCCUGCUCUUCCUCAACAUUACAUCCAUCUAAUUACCACCCAGUGCAGGGUGGUGUCUCGUGCCAUUCCAGAGUGCCUGACUUGUUCGAACGCAAGGAAGUGACCGGCAGGUGUGUGGGCUCGUGACGGAUUAUCAACAAACGAUCCGUGCUGAUAUCAGAUUGAUGGGCCGGUUUGAUUGAAGUCUCUUUGUCGUGCUAAUGUCACCGCGAGUGAUGGAUGAGGUAAAUGGGCCAACUCAACGCGCGUGCGUGUAAACUCGACUCCAGAACCGAAAGAAAGAGCCUCUCCCCUCCUCCCGUACACACACACACACACACACACGACUUCCCUCGCUCCCGUGACCAGCUAACAAACUUCUGGCCUCCGGUCACCAUAGGCGACGAGCCACGUGACCUGCCAUGGAGGUAAGAAAAGAAGUGACACGGUAAAACGGAGAGAGGGAGACAGUUGAAGAGCAAGAGCCAGAGAAAAUUGGAGAAUUUGAAGAAAGAAGACAGACUUUAGGAAGACUGGGUGUAACCUGUGUGAAGCUGAAAACGUGACUGUACUCUUUUCAGUCCUCUCCCGUUGUUUUCCACUGUCACUGACGAGCCUUUGAAACACAGGUUGAGUUACUGACAGAGUAGGGCCUUUAAAACACACACACAAACACUGCAGCAGACCACAUGCGUUUCUGUUUUGGAGACGUAAAGCUUUCGCAUUUUUUCAUUCAAAUUGGAAAUGUCUACAGUUUUUUACUUGUAAUGUAAUUUUUUUGCGACUUUUUUUAUUACUUUAAGCGUUUUUCAAUUAAAAAAGCAACACGAUUUUAGUACUGCUUUUUGCGCACAACAGGGAGAUUUUAAAUCAUACUGCCGACUAUAGGAACAACUUUCAAAUGGAUUUUUUAGUUAUUUGAUUUUUGCUUUUCAACGAAUUUCUAUUAACCUCGGUCGUGUUUCUUGCUGAUAACAAGUCGAGACAUUUUACCAAUUCCCUGGUGCUUCGGGUCUGCAUGGACAACAUGAACUCCUUUGUGGAAUACUCUAUUUGUAACCGACAACCAACUGGCAUUUAUUCUGCGCCUAAAUCUGGAUACCACCAUCAUCACCUGCACCAUCACCUUCCUCUGGAUCAGCGUCAGGGAUUCCCCGUGAGCAUCCAAACAGGUCUCAGCGGUUCUCCUGUCCCCGGGUCCAGAAAUGACAACAGAGACGUAGGAGCGAGUUAUACCGCGGAUGGAGGGAUGUACGUGGGCGUUGGGGCGGACACCGCCAGCGGAGGAGCAAGUCAGCAUCAUCAGCAACAUCCUCCUCAACAUCACGAACAGCAUACGCACAGCGGCUACCAACAUCCAACACAUCACAAUCACCCUCAGCUUCACCAGAGCCAAAGCCUGCAGAGUGUAAUACCUUCUCCUUAUAGUAACGGCUGUAACACGGGGGCCUAUGUGGGCCAGGCAUGCACCACAAACUCUGAGUAUGUUGCUGCCACAGGCGCACCAAACUCCGUCCAUCCGCAGUAUUUCAUGGAGGAUUCUUUGGCCUCCACCUACUGUCAUCAAUCAAGCUUCCCUAACUCGGCCUCAACCGUCGGCCCCAGUUACAGCUCUCUUACCGGGGUCUACUGCGGGCCUCAGCGCACCCUUGCUGGGUCACAGUACCCGCAGCAGAUCGGCGGGGGGGUUCUUGACGCUGGAGGCUACCUGGAGCUUUCGCCUGGGGGAGGCUACGGGGAGCUGCCGGUAUCUCAGGAUCGUGAAAGAGGGGACGAUGAGGUCCAGCAGGCCGGGCAGGGGCAGACCUUCGACUGGAUGAAGGUGAAGAGAAAUCCACCGAAGACAGUCAAAGUGGCCGAAUACGGUCUUGCCCACAACAACGCCAUGCGCACCAACUUCAGCACGAGGCAGCUGACGGAGCUGGAGAAGGAGUUCCACUUUAGCAAGUACCUGACGCGAGCGCGGCGCGUGGAGAUCGCCGCCACGCUCGAGCUCAACGAGACGCAGGUGAAGAUUUGGUUCCAGAACAGACGCAUGAAGCAGAAGAAGCGCGAGCGGGAAGGCGCCACCGCGUCUGCGCGGCCAUUCUCCUCCUCUUCCGGUACCGGCAGCAGCUUGAACAAGGAGCUGGAAGACACUGACCGCUCUUCCGCGUCUACGUCUCCAGGCGCGUCCCCGAGCUCGGAGACGUAAUCUGGCUUUGUACCACUGGGAUACACUCUUCAACCCAUUCUUAAAAGACUGCCUGUUGAAAAUUUUUUCUAAGUCCCAGAAUUCUAUAAUGGCCGACCACCCAUUCAGAUGGACUUUCAUGACUCAUGUACAUGAACAUGGAGAAAAUAACUUCUCAGUGUAUUUUAGAGAAAGAAAAAAAUAUAUAUAUUAGUGACAUAAUUGACAGUUACAUACAGUAAGUGGACUGAUUUGACAAACUAAUGGCGCUUAUGCCAUGGAGAUAACAGAAAAUGCAUAAAAAAUGUCUGAUUAUAGAUUUUGGUACAAACUGGAUGAGAGGAGCAGUGAA
Oreochromis aureus is the source of this 3179-nucleotide messenger RNA. It is a transcript of the gene hoxb1a, whose product is annotated as homeobox B1a. Gene Ontology annotation, cellular component: nucleus. The record is from RefSeq and is a predicted model, not a curated record. NCBI's taxonomy places the organism in Eukaryota, Metazoa, Chordata, Actinopteri, Cichliformes, Cichlidae. The transcript has 3 exons. Bases 1673 to 2848 code for a protein of 391 amino acids. Gene Ontology annotation, molecular function: RNA polymerase II cis-regulatory region sequence-specific DNA binding; DNA-binding transcription factor activity, RNA polymerase II-specific. Gene Ontology annotation, biological process: regulation of transcription by RNA polymerase II.